Molecule: messenger RNA, 1473 nt
Organism: Leishmania mexicana MHOM/GT/2001/U1103
Lineage: Eukaryota; Euglenozoa; Kinetoplastea; Trypanosomatida; Trypanosomatidae
Exons: 1
Coding region: 1-1473 (490 amino acids)
Biological process (GO): protein geranylgeranylation
Cellular component (GO): cytoplasm; Rab-protein geranylgeranyltransferase complex
Molecular function (GO): Rab geranylgeranyltransferase activity
Source: RefSeq, a predicted model, not a curated record
AUGCACGACCAAAAGAAAAAGGAGAAGCAGGUACUGUCCCCUGAGGCAAAGGAGGCCGCCGCACAGGAGAACGAGCGUGUUGGUGCUCUUUACAAGUCCGUCUUGGCGUUGAGCAAGACUCACGAGUACAACUCAAAGGCACUCGCGAGCACCGAGGCACUGCUGCUGGCCGUGCCGGAGGCCUACACGGUGUAUAACUCGCGCCGCCUGGCCCUCAACGCUGUAGCAACAAUGCAGCCCUGCGCUGACUCAUCAGCGUCGGUCACAGAGACGAGCAGCGAUGCAGCAGAGGUCACACCAGCCCUUAGCCGUCAGCAGUGUCUUGUGCAAGAGCUGAAGUUCAAUUCAAAGGUGCUCUUGCUAAACUACAAAAAUUACAACGCCUUCCAGCACCGGCACUGGAUCUUUGAUCAGCUGGAGGCGUUGGCCAAGCUGGAGGUGCAGCAGGCGACUGGACAUGCUGCGGGUGCAGCUGUGAACGCCACUGCGCCUGGCACGUAUGAGCUGCUCUGCAGCCUCCUUCGCAAGGAGCGUGCGCAGUGCGAGCAGCUGCUGCAGAUGGACGAGCGCAACUUCCACGCCUGGAACUAUCGUCGCUGGGUCCUAGCGCAAGAGCUCCGCGCCGCCCAGCUCACGGCAGCCCACCGUCCUCCUCAUUCGCCGUCCGCGUCGGCGGAAGACGCAACGCAGCCCUCCACAUCCUCCACGCCGCCACCGGUAUUCUUCUCCCCGGAGGAGACUACAGAGCUCGCGUACACAAUGCACAAGAUCAAGAGUAAUUUCUCGAACUACAGCGCGUGGCAUCAGCGUUCACUAGCCAUUAAGUCCGCGGUGGAGCGAUGGCAAUGCCAGCAGCAGCAGGGGGGCGUUGUCAGUAGUGCCGAGGAUGCGCAACAACACCAGCAGGCGUGGCGAGCAGCACUUUUGGCGCAGCUGCGGGAGGACAUAGAAUUUUUGAAGCAGGCGGUGUACUGCGACCCCAACGACCAGUCAGCGUGGUUCUACGCGCCAUUUGUAUUCGAACUGCUGCGCAAGCACUACCGCUACGAGCCCGAGAAUGGAGACGCGGCGGUGCUGGAGGAAUCCUUCAUGGAUGCCGUGAUCGAGCUCGUCGCCGAUGUGGAUAGGGUCGGUACGGAAGACGAGUGCUACAUGCCGCACUACUUCCUCCUCGACCAGCUUGUGACGCUGCAAGCCGCGUCUCAGGGGACGGUGUUGCCGACUACGGCGGCGUCCGCCGUUCCUGGCACACGCAGCAGCGCAUCUCUGAAGCGGCACAUCACAACACUGUGUGGGAAGGUGCCAUCGCUGCUGGCGUCUGCGAAGGGCGAGGUGGCAGGCGACGAAGACGUGACGAAUGCACGGCGGCGCUGCUUUCGAUACCUGCAUACGCGCUUGUCGAAAGUGGACACGCUUCGCCGAUGCCUUUAUGAUGAUUUAUUUCAGCGCGCUCUCGAGGGAUGUCACUCAUAA